Fragaria vesca subsp. vesca is the source of this 2150-nucleotide messenger RNA. RefSeq names its product metal-nicotianamine transporter YSL1-like. Gene Ontology annotation, cellular component: plasma membrane. Gene Ontology annotation, biological process: response to iron ion; seed development. Gene Ontology annotation, molecular function: oligopeptide transmembrane transporter activity; iron-nicotianamine transmembrane transporter activity. The record is from RefSeq and is a predicted model, not a curated record. The transcript is spliced from 7 exons. Bases 20 to 1960 code for a protein of 646 amino acids. NCBI's taxonomy places the organism in Eukaryota, Viridiplantae, Streptophyta, Magnoliopsida, Rosales, Rosaceae.
GGAGAUUGAGAGAGAGGACAUGGUAGAAGAGAUCAUUGAAUCUGAGGGGCCAUUGGGGAGAAUCGAUGCAUGGACUGAGCAGCUAACAGUAAGGGGAGUCAUUGCAAGCAUAGUGAUUGGAAUGGUGUACAGUGUGAUAGUCAUGAAGCUAAACCUGACUACUGGGAUUACUCCUAACCUCAAUGUUUCUGCUGCUCUUCUCGCUUUCGUGUUCAUCAGGACAUGGACUAACCUGCUCUCGAAAGCUGGAUAUGUAUCGAGACCCUUCACUAGGCAAGAGAACACUAUGAUCCAAACAUCUGCAGUUGCAUGUUAUAGUAUUGCUGUUUCAGGUGGAUUUGGAUCUUAUCUCUUGGGAUUAAACAAGACGACAUAUGAGUUAUCAGGGAUUCAUACUGAGGGGAACUCUGCAAGUUCUGUAAAGGAACCUGGGCUUGGAUGGAUGACUGGCUUUCUUUUCCUAGUUUGCUUUGUUGGACUUUUUGUCUUGAUUCCUCUUAGGAAGGUAAUGAUAGUGGACUUGAAAUUGACUUAUCCAAGUGGUCUUGCCACUGCUGUUCUCAUCAAUGGCUUUCAUACUCAAGGAGAUAAGAUGGCCAAGAAGCAAGUUAAAGGGUUCAUGAAAUACUUUUCGAUCAGCUUCUUGUGGGGAUUUUUCAAGUGGUUUUACGAGGCCUCAGAGAACUGUGGAUUCUCGCAAUUCCCCACAUUCGGAUUGAAAGCUUGGAAAAACACAUUCUACUUUGAUUUUAGCAUGACUUUUGUUGGAGCAGGCAUGAUAUGCUCCCAUCUUGUGAACCUGUCUUUACUUCUUGGAGCUGUGCUCUCUUUUGGAGUAAUGUGGCCACUAAUUGGCCAACUUAAAGGAAAUUGGUUCCCUGAGAGUCUAGAGGAAUAUGAUAUGAAGAGUUUAUAUGGUUACAAGGUAUUUCUAUCUGUUUCUCUAAUCCUUGGUGAUGGCCUUUACAAUUUCAUCAAGAUACUGUUGUCAACCAUGCUUAGUAUUCAUGACAGAUUCAAAAACAAGAAACUUCCAGAUAGGGAUGACAAGUUGAAGCCCAUUGAAGAGAAGCAAAAUGAGAUUUUUAUCAGAGAAAACAUUCCAUUGUGGGUUGGAGUUGCUGGAUAUGUUGUCUUCUCCAUCGUUUCUGUUAUAGCGAUCCCCAUGAUGUUUCCCGAACUCAAAUGGUACUAUGUAAUCGUAGCCUACAUGCUUGCUCCAUCCCUUGCCUUCUGCAAUGCUUAUGGAGCUGGUCUUACAGACAUAAACAUGGCUUACAACUAUGGAAAAGUUGCUCUUUUCGUGCUAGCGGCAAUGACAGGGAAAGAACACGGCGUGGUGGCAGGGCUAGCCGGAUGUGGUGUCGUGAAAUCGGUUGUUUCAGUGGCUUGUAAUCUGAUGCAAGAUCUCAAGACAGCGCAUCUAACUUUCACCUCACCUAGAGCAAUGUUUGUGAGCCAAGCCAUUGGCACCCUAAUAGGCUGCAUAACUGCUCCUCUCAGUUUCCUCUUGUUCUACAAGGCAUUUGACGUGGGAAACCCACAUGGAGAAUUCAAAGCUCCUUAUGCCUUGAUCUACAGAAACAUGGCGAUUCUAGGUGUUGAAGGCUUCUCAGCUCUGCCUCGGCAUUGCGUGCAGCUCUGUUACGGGUUCUUUGCUUUCGCAGUGAUGGUUAACCUAAUUAGAGAUUUUUCACCACCAAAGAUUGGGAAAUGGAUGCCGCUGCCGAUGGUCAUGGGUGUGCCAUUUCUAGUCGGGGCAUACUUUGCCAUAGACAUGUUCAUCGGGAGUGUCAUCGUUUUUGCAUGGCACAGGCUUGACAGCAUGAACGCUGGCAUGAUGGUUCCUGCGGUUGCCUCUGGUUUGAUUUGUGGAGAAGGGUUGUGGUCUCUUCCUGCUUCGGUUCUUGCUCUGGCCAAAGUAAAACCCCCUAUCUGCAUGAAAUUUUUGGGUUCCUAGAGUAGGCUUUACAGAUCUGAUCACUGAGAAAUGGGAAACAACACUAAAGCGAUAUACAUAAAGGGUAGAAUUGUAUCAAGUUUUUAUCUCAUCGUAGACAGUAAUAAGAUUCACCUUGUCACUAUCCACUUUGUUGGGUCAUUGACCACCACUUAGCACUAGUAAUCAAAAUCUUUCCAAUUUUGUUUGA